GUCAAUCAGUACGGCAUACCGAUCACGUUAUGAUUUGAGGGCUCGAUCACACUGGUGACUGAUCUUGUCCGAGUCGUCUAUGCCGGAGUGCGUACGUGCACGGUCUCGUACAAAAUCAGCUCACCCACAGCAUCACCCGAAUGCACUUCUAUGACCAUUGAAUCCACACCCAUUGUCAUCAUCAUAACUACCGCGGAGGACACACCCAACUAGUCGAGCAUGUCCCGGACACCUUCCCCGCACUUCCCCACCCUUGAAGCACUCAUAGAGCACCUCUCCGCCGACCCAGAGCGCGAGGAGCUCGCAGCAGAACUAGGCGCUCUCCAGUCGAUCUACGGCGACGACGCGGUCCGGCCUUGGGGUCGCGACUCCGACAGUACUAGCGAUGGCGACGGGCAAGAGAGGAGGAGGGUGAAUGGCGGAGAGCGCGGGACGAUACGGUACGAGGUUGCCGUCACCAUCUCAUCCUCCCUCGACCCCUCGACCACCCACCCACUCACCCUGAUCGUCUCGCUCCCGCCCUCCUACCCCAUCUCUUCUCCGCCGCAGCUACAGCUCCUCUCGCGGUACGUCGGACCAUAUGGCGUCGACGCGGCGCUCUUCGGCGCCGUCCUCCGGACGUACAUCUCGCGCGACGGCGUGGAGUGGGCACCCGGUGGCGUGUGUGUAUUCGAUGGUGUGGAGUGGGUCCGGGAGACGUGUGCGCGGUGGCUCGAGGAGCGGAUGAGCGAGCGGAGGGCGGGCGAGAUUCUGAGGGAGGACGAGCGCGCGGAUGGAAGAGAUGAACCAGAGGAGGCGGAAGGGAGGGUGAAGGCGGUGGAGGAGAGGGUGAAGAGCGCGGAGCAGCUUGAGGCGGAGGCGAGGAUGCCGGAGGGCGUCGAGUUUGUGGUUGCGGAGCCGAUUGUGGACAGGAAGAGUGUAUUCAUUGGGCGCGCAUGUCAAAUCACGCAUCCGUCCCAGGUUUCGACGAUCCUCGCACACCUGAUGUCGGAUCGGAAGAUCGCUCGAGCAGCGCAUCCAAUCAUUAAUGCCUGGCGAUGUCGGGUAGUAGCAAACUUACACCAAGAUAACGAUGAUGACGGAGAGACUGCUGCGGGAGGCCGGCUAGCCCAUCUACUGCAAAUUCUGGAUGUCGAGAAUGUCCUGGUCGUGGUGACCCGAUAUUUUGGCGGAAUCCACUUGGGUCCAGACCGGUUCAAGCACAUCAACCAAGCAGCGCGUAACGCGCUCGAACUGGGUGGAUUCCUGGAUGCGCCGGCGACAGACAGUCUCAGUGGAAGGAAAAAAGGGAGAGGUGCGCACAAGUAGUACAAUACUCGUUCGCCUUCACGGUGCUAUGCAAUGCUUUGACAUUGCUAUAUGUGCGGCGCCACCUAGACAACAUGCAUCACAUACAGUGGACCUUGUCUAAGAAUGUUUGCGUAGAUUAUUAUGAGAGGUGAUGUAUGACCUAGAGCUUCAUACGAGGUAAGUAGAAAGGAACGGAAGUUCACGGCGUCGACCCUCUUCUUCCUUGCAUAUCCGAUCUACACAGGCGUGGG
Molecule: messenger RNA, 1541 nt
Organism: Rhodofomes roseus
Lineage: Eukaryota; Fungi; Basidiomycota; Agaricomycetes; Polyporales; Fomitopsidaceae
Product: UPF0029-domain-containing protein
Exons: 7
Coding region: 220-1308 (362 amino acids)
Biological process (GO): regulation of translational initiation
Cellular component (GO): cytoplasm
Molecular function (GO): protein binding
Source: RefSeq, a predicted model, not a curated record